GCCCGUGAAGUACAUCUGGCACGGCGCUAACAAGUAUGGCGAGACGGCCUACAACCUCAACUGCAACUCGUGGUCCUCGUCAUCGUCCAGCGCCUUCGGAAUGGCCUCCUCGCUCAACAGCCUGCAACUCCUCGACCAGAAAAAGAUCGCAUGCGACAACCAGCUUAUCGUCCUGUGCAUUGAGACCACCAGCAGCCUCCCGAAGCGCAGAAAACGCACGGUUGUAGAAGAAGAAAACGAAGACCGCAGUGAAGACGAAAUCGGAGAGGGAAAGACAGAGAACGGGAAAGAGAGGGAGGACCCUGAAGCCUUAAGAAAGAAUGAGAAGGACGAUGAGGAGGAAACCGAUUUUCCCGCAUACAGCCCGGUCUCGCAGCCGCUGGAAUCGACGAGCCCAGCUUAG
Molecule: messenger RNA, 403 nt
Organism: Penaeus monodon (black tiger shrimp)
Lineage: Eukaryota; Metazoa; Arthropoda; Malacostraca; Decapoda; Penaeidae
Product: collagen alpha-1(XV) chain-like
Exons: 1
Source: RefSeq, a predicted model, not a curated record